This is a messenger RNA of Funneliformis geosporum, 978 nucleotides long. NCBI's taxonomy places the organism in Eukaryota, Fungi, Glomeromycota, Glomeromycetes, Glomerales, Glomeraceae. The record is from the annotation of a GenBank genome assembly.
AUGUUGGAAUUACAAAAAUUUUUCACUGAUUUCGAAGAUUUAGUCCGGUACUUAGCACCGAGAGGAAUAAGUAAAGAACAGUUGCUGAUUAUUAAAGAAAAACUAAUUAGAAGAAAAGAAUUAAUUGGAGCAAUUAAUCAACUGGGACAAAAAAGAAAUGAAUUAAGUCAAGCCGGGAUAAAAAACCGAGAAAAAGUUAAAAAAAUUAAUGAAGAAGUUAACUUUCACGAAAGAGAAUUAAAUAGGUUAGAAGCAGAAUUAAGUGAAUUAACUAAUCAACUACCUAACCUUCCUUCUCCUAAUGUCCCUACUAACAAGGAGGGCAACAAAGUUAUUGACAACACUGAAUAUCAACACGACUUCAAGCAUAAUUUAACUCAUGAGGUAAUACUAAAAAAUUUAAAGAUAAUUGAUGAAGAAAAAAGCAUUCUUCUUUCUGGAAGCAAGUUUUCUGUCUAUCAAGGGUUCGGGAGUGAAUUAUUACAUGCUCUAAUUAAUUUUAUGAGGUUCGAGAAUAGCAAGCGUGGCUAUCGUUUAUUCGAUACUCCAUAUUUAGUGAAUGCUCACAACCUCUAUAAUACCGGACAAUUUCAUAAGUUUCAAGAUAACCUUUACAAAGUAGAGGAAAGCGGAUUUUACCUCCUUCCCACUGCCGAAGUUAGUUUGGUCAAUCUUUAUCAAGGCCAAAUUUUAUCUGAAGAGGAUUUACCCUUAAAUUUAUGUGCAUAUAGCCCUUGUUUUCGAGCCGAAAGAAUGGCCGCGGGUCAGGUAAAUAAAGGGUUAAUUCGCCUCCAUCAGUUUCAUAAGGUUGAGUUAGUAAAAAUAACCAAACCAGAAAAUUCUUACCAAGAAUUAGAAAAAUUGCUGAAUGAUGCUCGCAAUAUUCUCCACCUGUUAAAGAUUCCGCACCGAGUAAUUGAACUUUGUCAUAAAGAAUUAGGAUUCACAGCUGCUAAGACUUUUGAUAUUGAAGUUUGA